This is a messenger RNA of Lates calcarifer (barramundi perch), 7535 nucleotides long. It is a transcript of the gene syt6a, whose product is annotated as synaptotagmin VIa. The transcript has 8 exons. Bases 1 to 3093 code for a protein of 1030 amino acids. Gene Ontology annotation, molecular function: syntaxin binding; phosphatidylserine binding; clathrin binding. Gene Ontology annotation, cellular component: membrane. Lineage: Eukaryota; Metazoa; Chordata; Actinopteri; Centropomidae. The record is from RefSeq and is a predicted model, not a curated record. Gene Ontology annotation, biological process: regulation of dopamine secretion; regulation of calcium ion-dependent exocytosis; cellular response to calcium ion.
AUGAGGCUGACAAUGGAAGAGAGUCGCACCAAUAAUCAGCGGUUUAACCAGAAUGGCUGUGACAAAAAAUUUAACAAGGUUGUCUUAAGGACACAUAUGGAGAAGGAGAAUCAGGCCCUGUCUGAAAUUAAACGAAGACAGCAAAAACUGGCUGAGGAGGAAAACCGUAAGUGUGAAGAGAUGAUGCAGUCUAGGCACAGAGAAGCUCUGAGGAAGGAUCAGGAGAAGAUCAAUCAGAGAAUGCUUAAAGCCCGUGCUUUGGCACAAUAUCAAGCCAAGCAAAUGAAGGAGAGGGAACUGCUGAAAGAAAAGGAGAGACUGCAGGACAAGAAAGACAGGGAAAUGCUCUACAACCUCGAUGAGCAACAUGCACAGGAGCUAAGACGUGAGGCAGAGAAAAAAGCUCUGUCAAAGAAAAUUAACUUAAGAAACCAACUGGAGGAUAUCAACAGAAUAAAUCUCACCAGAGAGGAGCAGGAACAUAGACUGAACAUGGAGGUGCAGAACGCCAAACGUGGUCAGCUGCAAAACGAUGAACUGCUCCUGAAACGAAAAGCUGAGCAAACCGAGAAGUUCAGGAAGCUCCAGACACCAAAACAGAUUGUUUGGGACCAACUGGCAGCCAGAAAGAGGGAGCAGGCCGGCACCAGAGCUCUGAGGGAGGAGCAAAGAUUCACCAAGGAAAAGGCAAAGAUAGAGGCUGAACUGGUAAAGCAGCAGAGGGAAAAGGCGAAGAACAAUGCUGCAGUGGUUCAGUCUAUCGCUGCCCACAGACAGAAAAAGACAUACGAGAACGAGCAGAAGGCAAAGGCAGAGCAGCAGGGCAACGUGGACUGGCUUCAGGCUCAGAAAGAAGCUGACAGGUUGUUCCUGACAAAUGAAAAACUAAAGGCACAGAAGACCAGAGAAGACCGGAUGAAAAUUCGCGACUUCAAUUUGGCCCAGGCAGCUGAAAAGCGUGCUCGUCUUGAGCAGCAGAGAAAGGAGGACCAUGACACUGCAGUGAGGAAUGCAGAACAGGCUGAGAAGGAGAUGUACCUUCGCCAGUAUGUUCAGCAUGAACUUCACGAGGCAGCAGAGAAUCUACUGUGUCAGGAACGCAAGCGCCUGACAAUCAAGUACAACGAGACCAGUAACAUCGACCUUAAACCCGGCUGCCUCCCGUCCAUUUCAAAAGCAGCUAAAACCACCGUAGCUGCAAAGGAUUCAACCAGAGGUGGGUCUGGUCUUAGAGUGGGUUCUGGAGAAUCCAGAAUGACCAACCUGAGCCGCCGCUCCUCUGUAACUUCCAUCUGUAACCUCAACCAGGACUUUGUGCUGCCUUCCAAACCCUGCCUCCCACCCAUCCGAAAAGCUGUCAAGCAGAGUGAGGGAUCUGCCCCUAGACAUUUGCACUACAGUAUCCUGCUGACUUGCUUGCUUGCUCACACUGCCAUAGAAACAGGGUUCCUGAGUGCAGUGGAGGCUCAUUCUGUUCAGGAGCAAGCAAGGGAGAGGAUCGGGAGGAGAGAGUGUGAAAGGGGGGGGGAGAAAAAGAGACACAGAGAGGAAAAAGAGAAACAGAGGGAGGGGAGAAGUGAGAGGGAGAGGGAGAGAGUGAGAGGAAAAGUGAGAGAGACUGUCACUGACGCUACUUUUGGCCUCCUGCUUGGUGUGUUUGUGGUCUGUGGCCUGGCUCUGCUGGGCCUUCUUACAUUCGUCUCCUGGAAGCUGUGCUGGCGGACUAAGGCCCAGUUCCCCAGUCCAACCAUCAGCCCCGCCUGUGGCCCCGAGCACUGCCCGCUCCAGCCGCCUCUCCCGCUGCCCAGUCCCCAGCAGCACCAGCCACCGGUCACCAUGGCGACAGAGAAGGUGAAGGACCCCAUGGGUUCGAUGGGUUUCCUGGAGGCAGCAGUGAAGAUAAGCCAUACAUCUCCCGACAUCCCUACCGAUGUGCAGCUCUCCAUGAGGGAGCACUUCCUGCGCCGCACGCAACGCAUGCAGAGACAAACCACUGAGCCAGCUUCCUCUACUCGGCACAAUUCAUUCAAAAGACACCUGCCCAGGCAGAUGCAGGUAGGCAGUCUAGACCUGGGAAAUGACUAUGUGGUGGACAAAGAUGAAAAGCCCACAAGCAUCGGCCGCAUCCAGCCAGAGCUCUACCAACAGAAGGCCCCGGAAUCAGAGGAUUCAUCCAAGAAUGGCAGCAGCAAAAACUGUGGCAGGAUUAACUUCUCUCUCAAGUACGACUAUGAAAAUGAGGCCCUGUUAGUCAACAUCCUCAAGGCGGUAGACCUGCCCGCCAAGGACUUAUGCGGCACAUCCGACCCUUACGUGAAGAUCUACCUGCUGCCCGACCGCAAGAAGUUCCAGACUCGCGUCCACCGGAAAACUCUCAACCCCACAUUCAACGAGAGCUUCCAGUUUCCUGUGCCUUACGAUGAGCUGGCGGCCAGGAAGCUCCACAUGAGCGUCUUUGACUUUGACCGGUUUUCACGGCAUGAUAUGAUCGGGGAGGUGGUGUUGGACAACUUGUUUGAGACAUCAGACCUCUCCAGGGAGACAAACAUAUGGAGGGACAUCCAAUAUGCCACAAGUGAAAGUGUCGACCUUGGAGAGAUCAUGUUCUCACUUUGCUACCUGCCCACCGCAGGCAGACUCACACUUACUGUCAUCAAGUGCAGGAACCUCAAGGCCAUGGACAUCACUGGAUACUCAGAUCCCUACGUCAAAGUGUCGCUCAUAUGCGACGGGAGACGUUUGAAAAAGAAGAAGACGAGCAUAAAAAAGAACACUCUGAAUCCAACCUACAAUGAAGCCAUCAUCUUCGACAUCCCACCAGACAGCAUGGACCACGUCAGCCUGCACAUCUCUGUCAUGGACUACGAUUUGGUAGGUCACAAUGAGAUCAUUGGCGUGAUGCGGGUUGGAUGCAACGCCGAGGGACUUGGCAGGGACCACUGGAACGAAAUGCUGGCUUAUCCACGCAAGCCCAUUGCACACUGGCACCCCCUGCUGGAGUCCAAGAAAUCUGAGAAGGAGUGGAAGGCGAGGACAGCCAGCUUUGACAGCCAAGGCUCCUGCCCCUCACCCAGGCCCCCUGCCAGUCCCUGAGCAGAGCCACCUGUGACCCAGCAGCCCAGAAGGGGGUUUCCUCCCUCCUGCUGAUCCACUUCCUGUCUGUCUGAUUGAGGAGAAACACAACCCCACUGUCUCUCCCUCCCUCCCUCUCUCCUUCUCCCUCUCUGUCCCUCCCUUCCUCAAAGUCUAGUCCCAGAGCACUCCCAAGAACUGAUCUAGGACCACCGUCAGUCAGUUAGUUGUGUGACUCGCGCAGUCUUUUCGGGUUAAAGUUUUAGGGUCUCUGAUUUGAAAUGUGGGUGUCGUGAUGACCCAGAGUUGCCCUCCCUGUCCUCAGAGGAGAUUGGCUGUGGACAUCGCGGUCUGCAGACAUUUAAUAUUGAGCUGUCCGUCCGGGGGCCUGAGGCGAAUGGAUCUCAGUGUCCUCGCAGGAGACUUUUCCCAAACACUGAAGAUUCAGCUCAGCCCUGAUGGAAAAACUCAAGUCGCGUAUCGCUCCCUGAAAGCAGCAGAAGUUUCACAGAGGGAAGCUGAGGACACGUUUCAGAGAGGGUUUGAAAAAGAGACGAUCUUAAACAGGAUCUGAGGCGACUUCAAAAACUCCACACACUCUGAAUUUUUUGCUGCACAAGCAUAAAACAACACUGAACUGUAGCAUUUUGGAACUAGUAGAUGUAAAAAAAAAAAAAAAAACAAACAAAAAAAAAACAAAAAAACGCUCCAUCAGGCAUUGUUUGUAAAAAACAAAAAAAAACUGAAAUGAGUUUCAAAGCUCCAGCUGAGUUCACUGUACUUCCAGUUUCAUCAAUAACAUAAGCAAUUAGCUGAUCUCCAACUUCACAAUAUGAAGCUUUAGCGUGGAUUCACAAGCAGCCGUGACAAACAGAUUUAACAUAAUGAAGAGGAGGAGGAAACAACAGGAUUUCUGGUAUUCACACAAGAGCAAAUUGGCUGCAGAGUUGUCGCUGAUUUCAGUUCAUUUCAGUUCUCAGCACAAGAAGCAGAUGGUUAAACUGCCUGAUGAAGGCACAAAUAGCUCAUACUACGACUAAAAACCAACCUAAAAAAGAAAAAGAGCCAUUUUGACAGAAAAAAGCUUUUUCGUCAACGGAGCUCUGGAGGUUACUGCAAACAGGGAAAUUGUGAGCACACUUUACACAGCCUUACUUCCUCUGUUUAACAUUUGCUUUUGAGCAGUGUCGCCUCUUUUCUUCCAAGUGAAAACUCAACACACAAACGCUCAAGUUUUCCUUCCGACAAACACUCUUCUUUGUCUUUCUCUGAACAGGUUUUGGUGGAUGUGUAUAGUUUCAUGUAUAGCCAUCUGCCGGUUACUGUAUGUACGUUUUGAUUUUCCAAACAGAGAAAUCAUAAAAGAUAUGAUGAUAGGUAUAGAUUAAAAAAUAAAAACACAAAAAAGAAAAAAGAAAAAUAUUGACAUUUUGAAUAUAUGUAGCUUUGUUGGUGGUGGUGACUGAGAAAAACCUGAGAAACUUAGAAACAUGCAGCUUUCUUGAUGUUUAUCCUGUCAUUAAUCAUGCUGUUGUACAGGGAUAAUGUGUCCGUGGAUUAGCCAUCCAGAUGCUUCAUCUGCAACAUAUGGUAAAUGGAUUAUUUUUGAAGAUACAAGAAAAGACUGCAGCUGAGUACUACUACAUCAGAUUUCUUUGUAUCAGUAAACUUCCUUUAAAGGGUCCACUUACUUAUUUACUAUAUUUAUGAUAACUUCAAGAAGUCACUAAUUGUUCUGGUGAAAAACAGUAACUCAUUAGUAUUUUUUAAUUUAAAAUAUUACACAAUGGAAGUUCCACGUAGCUGUGUAUGGAAGUCCAUUACCGAAGAUGUGCAAGUCAUAAAAAUGAGAAACGUUCUCGAAAUAAUGAUUGAGUGUCUCUCAUUAUUCUGAGAUAUUAAAAUAAUUAUUUUGAGAAUGUUUCUCGUUAAUCUGACUUGCUCAAUCUUUUUUUUCCACAUAACAUUGGCAGAAAUGGGCUUCCAUAAGCUUUGAGAGGAGAACAUGACAAUUUGGCUUCUACUUACAUUAUUUUCCUCUAGUUUAACUCCUGUAGUAGUAGUAGUUUUGUUUUGCUGUAACACACAAGUGUCCCAGCGACAUUAUCAUGAGAUGUGAGCGCACACGAGGGGAAGACAACAAAUUACUUGGAGCUAACCAUGAAAAGUUGUUUUUGUAGCAUAAACUAAACAAAUCAGAAAAAUUUUAACAUCCCAUGUAGAAAAAUAAACUAUUAGAAGCUAGUGUUCUUGUCAGAUUUAAUGAGAUGGAGGAUUGUUUUGCACAGAAACAUGGUGACUAAGAAACUUUUUUUGGGUUAGACAGCUCAUACUGUUACUGUUGGUUUAUGGCUGGUUAAUGAAUAUUGCAACCCUUUUUCAAGCUUCGUGAUUAAUGCAUAAGUCAUCAGUUUGUCAUGCGUUUGGAGCUUCAGGUGUUAGCUAAUACAGGGGAAACGCUUGCCAGAUAAUUACCUGCUCUAUUCUCACAUUCGUUCAACUGGACGUUAUGCAGACUGGCAGGAUGAAAUCCACUUCAUUCGCCUGGUCUGACUCACACGGAUAUUUGCGUUCACACAUAAAGCUCCGCCGGGAAAAGUUCAGAUUUGUCGUGCAUGUGUGAAAGCAGCUAAAGUCACCUCUUAAUGAGAAUCUGAGUGGUUUCCAGCAGGUUGCUUUAUGGUGCGUUCCAGCUGUACUCCAAAGUCAGAAUUUCUGAAUUCCUAGUUGGACGUUUCAACUGGAAUACCCGUUGAACCCGGGUAAACUCCAACGUCCAACGUAUUUCUAAAUACUGAAUACUUCCAUAUAUAUAUACGAUCACAAGGUUGUGAUGAAGAGUUUCUACCCCCCUGCUGCUUCCUUUGUUGAUUAUAAUGGGAAACCUGUCAACAGCUUUUAAUUAAAACAUAUUGUAAAGGAGGUUCUGUAUAUUUUUAUGGUUAACAUUACUUUCAGUUUCAGGUUUACCCUCCACUGGAACACAAAGUUUUGUUGUUGUUGUUGUUGUAAUUGGCAAACACAGAUAUAAUCAGUACAUUCAGGCCAGGAAACAUCCACAGAUUAUAUUGGGGAGGGCUUGUACAGAUAAUUUCUUCUUGGGCAUUUAUUGAACAGCGGCCAACGGCAUCCUUAAUCUGAUAUGUGACAAUGUUCUUGGCGCUGGCUUAGACUAGUCUAGACUGCUGGUGCCUCGCUCAGCACCAGAGAGACAAGUAAUACUACAGCUCAGACUGUGUCUCUCAGUCGCAGAACGCAAUGGACACGUUAUAUAUCACAGAGUUUGUGAAAAUGUCAUUGGCCAGACAUCAAGACACGAACAGAUGCGUUCAGCAGACCCUGUAGGAUCUGUUUUGGCCAUUUCCUUCACGGGUUAGCUUACGCAGAGCGAAGCUGCUUCAGUGCCUCGGUGUGGGUGCGAGGCGGAGACGACAGCGCGGGGGCAGCUGAUGGGGUGGACAGGUCAGCAUCUACAGAGCAGUGGCAUUUCUCUAAUUGGCACUUGUUACAGCGCGAAUGAGUCAGCGCGUUAUUGUUCGUGCUUGACGUAAUCCAUCACGGCAUCAACACCCCUCCACAGACGUGACAGUUUGAAUCACACACUGUUGUUUUUGAUGGUGAAAUUUCUCUCUAGACUAAUACUAAUAAUGGCAUUAUUCAUAGAUUUCUUAUACCUUAUUUAAGUGUAAAAUUUGAAACAAGUGGUUGAAUACUAACGUAGUUUCUGUUCCACCUUUCUUUUUUGAACAUGUGCUUUAUGAUGGUCAUAUAUUUCUCUGAAUAUGUGGUGUGUGUUUUCAUAGUAGAAGAAACCUGUUAAAUCAAUUGCCUCAGUUUAUGGACUGUUUCAAGACCUUCUAGCUUUGCCUAAUAUUGUAACGUUUCUUGAUAUGAUCUUGUAUCCCUUCCAACUGUUAUGAUAGCACUGACUUUCCAGUUUUUUAUUGAACAUUUUGUAUUUGUAAUAAUAGAAAUGUUUGAGAAAACGUUCUGGUGAUCGACAUCAACAGUUGUUAGUUCAGACAAAAGUCUAUUAUGAGUUCAUUUUAGAUUCUAGAUCAUUAUCAAGACUCACAAUAUGAGUGACCCAGUGUGUAAUAAAGUAAACUGAAAUAGCAUACAGUAUUUCCGCCACAAUUUGUCCUUUUUUUUUUGUUAGUUUGUUUCAACAAGUCUGAAAAUCAGCAGCAGAGAAGAGUUGGUUGUUUUUUCUCCCAUGGGGUGUGAUGUGUUAUCAGUUCUGUGACUUGAUUUUUUUUCUUUGAUUAAAAGACUUAUGCAAAAACGGUCUUGGCAUUGUUAGUUUUGUGGCAAACACAUCAUAUAAAAGCAGCACAGCCAGAGGCUUAACAAGCAGGAGCGGGCACAAAGGAAAUAAGAUUUCUACUGAAUCAAAUGGUCAAAUUAAAUGAGGAGAGGACACACAUACCACACAGCAGUAAGACUUGACAGCCUCUAAUAAA